This is a messenger RNA of Phaeoacremonium minimum UCRPA7, 969 nucleotides long. RefSeq names its product putative hrf1 domain-containing protein. Gene Ontology annotation, biological process: endoplasmic reticulum to Golgi vesicle-mediated transport. The transcript has 3 exons. The record is from RefSeq and is a predicted model, not a curated record. Gene Ontology annotation, cellular component: endoplasmic reticulum-Golgi intermediate compartment; endoplasmic reticulum membrane; Golgi membrane. The coding region runs from base 1 to 969 and encodes 322 amino acids. Lineage: Eukaryota; Fungi; Ascomycota; Sordariomycetes; Togniniales; Togniniaceae.
AUGCAGCGCUCAAGUUACGGCCAGUCUCCGCCGCUUCACCAUCCCGUCCCGCAACACGUUUCUACCGUCCCUCAACUGCGAUCCCCUCCGCCUCCUGUGGGAUCCCAGCCGCAAUCCCAGAACUAUGGCAGCCCAUAUCAGCAGCAGCAGGCCGGUGGUAUGCCAGCAGGGAAUAUGUUUGGACAAUAUGGCAACUUCAUGAACGACCCAGCCGCGCAAGUCGCGGCGCAUUUUUCGCAGACCGCAUUCAAGCAAGGACAGGAAUACAUCGAGCAAAAUGUGAAUCGAUAUGUCAACGUGUCCGCACUCAAGCACUACUUCAAUGUCACGAAUUACUACGUCAUAAACAAACUCUUCCUCGUCUUGUUCCCCUGGCGCCAUAAGCCAUGGUCGCGCAAGCAAGCUGUUGGGCCCAAUGGACAAGAAGGGUGGUAUCUUCCGCCGAGAGACGACAUCAACAGCCCAGACAUGUACAUACCCGUCAUGUCGCUCGUUACCUACAUCCUCCUGUCCACCCUGAUUGCGGGUCUCCGUGGUCAAUUUCAGCCAGAGCUGCUAGGGUACACAGCGACAACCGCGCUGGUGGUGGUUAUCAUUGAGCUUCUGAUCCUAUACCUUGGCUGCUAUCUUCUCAGCAUCUCGAACACGUCGCAGCUCUUGGAUCUAGUUGCAUACUCCGGCUACAAGUUUGUCGGCGUUAUCGUCACGAUCGCCGUAGCGGAGAUUGUAAAUGCCGGAAAGGGCACUGGUGGCUGGGUAGGCUGGUCGGUGUUCAUCUACACUUUCUUGGCGAACUCGUUGUUCCUGAUGCGCUCUCUGAAGUACGUCCUACUUCCUGAGACCAAUGGCGCCAGUGGGGGAAGCAUGCAGACGGACACAAGGACGAAGCGCAGCCAACGCACGCAGUUCCUGUUCUUCUACUCUUACGUUAUCCAACUCCUUUUCAUGUGGAUAUUGACUAGGGCAUAA